AUGGGCUCUCCGGACAAUAGUUUCUUUUCCUUUCUUGCAUUCCUCUUGUUUACUCAGGGGGCAUUUUCACAAAACCAGCCUGUCUUCCCUCAACCAGGCCUUGCUCAACAGCCGCUUUUUCCACAGCCAGGCUCUGCUCAGGUGCCGGUCUUCCCCCAGCCCGGCGGUGGACAGCCACCCGCUGGACAGCCAGUCUUCCCCAACCCAGCGGUGGACAGCCUCCCGCUGGACACCAGUCUUCCCCCAACCCAGCGGUGGACAGCCUCCCGCUGGACAACCAGUCUUCCCCAACCCAGCGGUGGACAGCCUCCCGCUGGACAGCCAGUCUUCCCCAACCCAGCGGUGGACAGCCUCCCGCUGGACAACCAGUCUUCCCCAACCCAGCGGUGGACAGCCUCCCGCUGGACAACCAGUCUUCCCCAACCCAGCGGUGGACAGCCUCCCGCUGGACAACCAGUCUUCCCCAACCCAGCGGUGGACAGCCUCCUGCUGGACAGCCAGUCUUCCCCAACCCAGCGGUGGACAGCCUCCCGCUGGACAACCAGUCUUCCCCAACCCAGCGGUGGACAGCCUCCCGCUGGACAGCCAGUCUUUUUCCCAGCCCAGCGGUGGACAGCCUCCCGCUGGACACCAGUCUUCCCCCAACCCAGCGGUGGACAGCCUCCCGCUGGACAACCAGUCUUCCCCCAACCCAGCGGUGGACAGCCUCCCCUGGACAGCCAGUCUUUCCCCAGCCCACCGAUCCCACCUCCUGACGGUGGCUUUUUCAAGUUGCAGUGCAACUACCACGGUUGGCACGGCACUCUCCAGUCUACGACGGCAGACAGCUACCAGGAAUGUAUUGACACGUGUAGCACAACUGAUGGUUGUCUUGCCAUCAACUGGGACAGCCACAAAGGCAGGGACUGUUACCUUAUGGCAUCUGACAGGCCUGGAGAUGUCCCUUGUCCCAACCACGACUUCGCAUACGCUGUGGCCCCACCUACUGUUCCUCAAACAACCGAUCUCACGCCCCGAUGCACCACCGAGUGCCCUGGAGCAGACCACCGCCAGUACACUAGCUCUGGUGUGGUCUUCAAGAUGAAUUGUGGCAAGCGUCACGGUGCGGAAUACUUGGGUGUCCAGGACAAGAAUUCACUCAAAGAUUGCAUGGACGCUUGUGCCGAGUUGACUCCUUGCCACAGUGUCGACUAUCAUGCCCGCUCCAAGAAAUGUUAUCUCUCUAAUCACCAGGGUGAGCCUACUAUUGAUGCUCCGGGCUUCAACAGCGCCUACAGUCUCGGAUGUGAUGGUGCUUGUGAUGACAAGUGUUGCUCUGGUUCCGGUGUAAAUCACAGCAAUGCUUGA
This is a messenger RNA of Aspergillus tanneri, 1347 nucleotides long. RefSeq lists its product as uncharacterized. The coding region runs from base 1 to 1347 and encodes 448 amino acids. The transcript has 2 exons. Lineage: Eukaryota; Fungi; Ascomycota; Eurotiomycetes; Eurotiales; Aspergillaceae. The record is from RefSeq and is a predicted model, not a curated record.